Molecule: messenger RNA, 1531 nt
Organism: Oncorhynchus tshawytscha (Chinook salmon)
Lineage: Eukaryota; Metazoa; Chordata; Actinopteri; Salmoniformes; Salmonidae
Product: charged multivesicular body protein 2b
Exons: 6
Coding region: 132-776 (214 amino acids)
Biological process (GO): late endosome to vacuole transport; endosome transport via multivesicular body sorting pathway; protein transport
Cellular component (GO): ESCRT III complex; multivesicular body
Source: RefSeq, a predicted model, not a curated record
UGUCAUGUGAAAGGCUGGAACAGUUCGACCAGGAAGUCUCAGCUUGUUGCUAGAGCUACAGUUUAGCUGCCCACGGCCUGGAAGCACAUACAUUGUAUUUAGGCCUAGUAUUUGGUUUUAAUUUGUGCGCCAUGGCUUCUCUAUUCAAGAAGAAGACAGUCGACGACAUUAUAAAGGAACAGACUAAGGAGCUUCGUGGUACUCAGAGACAGAUCACUAGAGACAGAGCUGCUCUGGAGAAACAAGAGAAACAAAUGGAGAUGGAGAUAAAGAAGAUGGCUAAGUCUGGGAACCGUGAGGCGUGUAAGAUCUUGGCCAAGCAGCUGGUCCAGCUGAGGAAGCAGAAGAACCGGACCUAUGCCGUCAGUUCAAAGGUCACCUCCAUGUCCACACAGACCAAGGUCAUGAAUUCUCAGAUGAAGAUGGCUGGAGCCAUGUCCACUACGGCUAAGACAAUGCAGGCGGUGAACAAGAAGAUGGAUCCGCAGAAGACCCUCCAGACCAUGCAGGACUUCCAGAAAGAGAACAUGAAGAUGGGCAUGACCGAGGACAUGAUCAACGAUACGUUAGAUGAGAUAUUUGUGGAAUCAGGAGAUGAGGAAGAAUCUCAGGACAUUGUGAACCAGGUUCUGGAUGAGAUCGGGAUCGAGAUCUCUGGAAAGAUGGUGAGAGCCCCAGCAGCAGGGAAGAGUCUCCCUACUGCUUCUCCUAAACGGAAAACGCAGAUCUCUGACGACGAGAUAGAGCGACAACUCCGAGCCCUGGGAGUGGACUAACACACACACCAUGGGCUAGGCCUGUGUACUAGCAGGCUGGUGGUCCAGAUUCUGGGUGAUACUAAAUUAGGGAUUAAUAGAAUAUUAUGACCCACACUACAUUCUGCUGCAGCCUGCUGAAGGGGUUGGCUUCUUUAUGUACAUACAGACUGUUGACUCUGGAAAAGUCACCUCUAUGUUCACAUUAUAUUUUGUUCAUGGCUUCUCCAUUAGUCCUGGGAGUACAAAUCCUGUGGGAGGAGGAUGAAGUCAAAGAAACAGAGUGAGGUAAUGACUGUUCUCUGUGCUCUCACAUCUUUAGGUACAGUACUAUAGACGCUGCUGGUGUCAAACUACUGACACUGUGUCGGUCUAGAACCACUGACAUUAACUCUAGGAACUACUGACAUUAACCCCUACGAGUAGGGUAAGGGCUUGACUUUUUCACUAAUAAACAUUUUGCAUGAGAAUCUAUGGAAUUAGCAGGAUCAAGCUGGAUUUCAGAUACGUUAAUAGAUUCAGUUUAAAACGAUGUGUGAAAGAGUAAUUAAUGCUAAUUCAAACUAAUAAUCAUUAACUUGAUAUUUCAUAGAAUGGUUCAUUUUGAAUUGCUUGUUUUGUACUAUUGAGUUGUACUCUAAUUUGAAGAUGUUGUCUAUGUGUCUUAGUUGAUCUCUGUGUGUCUCCUCAUCUCUCCUUUUCUCGGCUGCUGUGCAGUUAUCGUAUCUGUUGUUACACACACACACACACACAUUCUAGAGUGUACAAUGGGUUUG